Episyrphus balteatus (marmalade hoverfly) is the source of this 649-nucleotide messenger RNA. It is a transcript of the gene mRpS28, whose product is annotated as 28S ribosomal protein S28, mitochondrial. The transcript has 3 exons. NCBI's taxonomy places the organism in Eukaryota, Metazoa, Arthropoda, Insecta, Diptera, Syrphidae. Gene Ontology annotation, cellular component: mitochondrial small ribosomal subunit. The record is from RefSeq and is a predicted model, not a curated record. The coding region runs from base 67 to 591 and encodes 174 amino acids.
CUUUUCUUCCGUCUUUGAUAUUUUUGUUCUUGCAUAAAGUCCAUAAGGACAAGAAUCCACUUUAAAAUGUCUUUUUUAAUUAAAAUUAACAAAAAUCUAAUAAAUAAUCUACCAAAAACUAUAAACAGAGUGUAUCUGAAUAAUUCUCGACUACUUUGUACACAAAUCAAUGAAGAGAAUGCCCAGAAAAAAGGUGGUUUUGCGAGUGCCUUCGAAAGGCACACAACACCAGUUGUCGAAGAGAAACCAGUGGAUAAUCAAACAUUUGCCUCCUUGUUACGAAACUCAAAAUUAAUCGAUUUAGGAAAUCCCGAAGGAAAAGUUGUUACCGGAAAAAUCUUCCAUGUGGUCGAAGAUGAUUUGUACAUAGAUUUUGGGUGGAAGUUCCAUUGUGUUUGCCAGAGGCCACAAAGGAAUGGAAGCGACUAUGUCAAGGGAUCUAGAGUACGAUUGAGGGUUAAAGACUUGGAAUUAUCAACAAAGUUUUUGGGUUCAUCUAAGGAUUUGACAAUUUUGGAAGCCGAUUGUCAACUUAUUGGAUUAAUAUCAUCACCUGCAAGAUCGGGAGCAAUGAAAUCAGUUCCAGAAUAAAAAUUUAUUGUUAUUUUGUUUUCUAUUUUAAAAUUAAUAAAAAUAAGCGGAUCAAAAA